Molecule: messenger RNA, 3574 nt
Organism: Sinocyclocheilus grahami
Lineage: Eukaryota; Metazoa; Chordata; Actinopteri; Cypriniformes; Cyprinidae
Product: proto-oncogene DBL-like
Exons: 26
Coding region: 428-3397 (989 amino acids)
Biological process (GO): dendrite development; intracellular signal transduction
Cellular component (GO): cytoplasm
Molecular function (GO): guanyl-nucleotide exchange factor activity
Source: RefSeq, a predicted model, not a curated record
AGCCGGAGGGAGUGUGUGCGGUGUGUUUUUAAAGAGGGCAGACCGUCAGCACUGUGGACAGGAAACCCUUUUAAUCCGAUUCACUUUUGGGACAGGACCUCAUCCUCUCUGCCCCUCCCUGAUGUGUGUGUGUGUGGUUUUUGUAAGCUGAGAUGUGAUAUUGCAGUGCCACUAUCGGCUGCAGCAGGCUGUUUGCCAUAGAUAUUUCCGGAUCCCGUUUCCUCCAGCGGGGGGUAUCUCUGGAUGCACUUGCUCCUGCUCAAGGUGACUUGGGGAGUCUAGAGGCGUAAGUGGAGGCACGGAGCUGAAGUCAAGCCUCAGUUGGGACUUGUUCAGAGGAGGUAGUGAGAUGAAUCCAGGGUGGAGUGGGAUGUGAGGGCCUGACGGGCCCAGAGUCAAGUCACUCCUCUCCGAGAACAGCCAGGGAAUGGGCUCGGCCUCUCCUCAGGAGCCCGAGAAAGACAUGGAGGGCUAUUACAACCUUUUGCAGGCAGGCUCGGAGCUGGAGAACACACUGCAACAGGUCACAGUCCCUGUGAGUAUGCAGGAAGUGGCUGGCUACAUUGAGAAACAAUUGGCCUAUUUAUCAGGGGGACGCGGUGAGGACUCUAGUGUCAUCAUCACUCUCCCAGAAUGCUCUGCUUUCAGCGACAUUCCUGAAGAAGCUCUUGCCAAAGUUCUUUCAUACCUCACACUGAUUCCGAGAACACGGCAACCUGGUGUAAAAUUUAUCAUCAUUUUAGACCGAAGAUUGGAUACUUGGGCCUCGAUCAAAACGGCAUUGGCACGGAUUGCGGCCUCAUUCCCUGGAAACCUGCACCUUGUGUUGGUGCUGAGACCGACCAGCUUCUUCCAGCGCACGGUUACAGAUCUCGGCUUCCGCUUUAGUCAAGAGGACUUCAUGCUUAAAAUGCCUGUGGUGAUGCUCAGCUCUGUCACAGAUCUACUGCGGUACAUUGAUGAGAAUCAGCUGACCUCAGAGUUUGGGGGAACUCUUGACUACUGCCACAGCGACUGGAUCGUCUUGAGAACAGCCAUUGAGAGUUUUGCGGUUAUGGUUAAGGACAUUGCUCAGAUGCUGCAGGCGUUUGGAACAGAGCUGGCUGAGACACAGUUAUCAGAGGAGUGCAGUGCUGUUGAGUUCCUCCUGCUGUCCCACACCGAGAAAUACAGGAGACUUAAGGAUGCCAUCAGAUCUGUGAUGAGAGAGGGGCGGCAGCUGCUCUCUAACCUGGAGACUUCAAGGAAGGAAGGGGACGCCGACACGUGCUGGGACAUGACACAGGACUGGGAUACCAUGCAGAGGCUGCUGGCUCAGCUCACAGAUAUGGAGAUGGCGUUUGAUGGCUUCUUUGAUAAGCACCACCUCAAACUGCAGCAAUAUUUACAACUGCUGAGAUAUGAGCACAGUUUUCAGGAGAUGGAGUGCUCUUUAGAGAAAUUAAGAGCACAGGAAAGGAAGAUAAGCAUCACAGGAGAAUCCCUGUCCCAAACAGAGCAGUGUGUCAGAGAGCUGGAGAGUUUGGAAAAACGUGCACAGGAGGAGAUGAGUCAGGCUCAGGUUCUUAUCCUGCAUGGGCAUCAGCUGGCUGCUGGACACCACUAUGCCAUGGCUCUGAUUAUCCAGCGCUGCAAUGAACUCAGACAUCAAUGUGACACCCUGACCUCUGCCCUCAAUACCAAACGCAAGUCCCUGACACAGGCACAGACCCUGCUGAGCCGCCUCGAAGAGGCUCAGCGGUGGUGUGAUGAUGGUGCUUAUCUCUUGGCCAAUCAGCAGGUGGAUAAAUUCCAGUCUAAAGACGGUGCGCAGGCAGCUCUUCGAGAUAUCGAGAAGUUCCAGGAGGCGGCGCCACCUCUCCUCGGUGCAGGCGUGGAUGUGCUCUUUCUGGAGUAUGAAUCUGUGCUCACUCCUUGUCUACAGGCUCAUAUAGAGAAUACUUUUCAGAAGCAUAGUUCUGUGCAGGCUUUGAUUCAGUCCAGACAGAACUGCCUGAAGAAACUGGCAGACAAACAUGUCCGACCAAUCCAACUGGUGGCCCCUCGUCCAGAGAACCCACCACGUGCAAAAUCCCCCCUCUUCUCCCCCAAACAUGAUUUUAAUUCCAGUUUAAAGUUCACCUUUGACCUCCCAUUACCAGGCAAAAGAACAUCAAGGAAAAGCCCAAACUCCAGGAAGAUCGAGGUGAUUCAUGACUAUCAGACGGCCAGCUCUCUCCCGUACAGUAUAGAUGGAGAAGACAGCACUGAUCUGCUCAAACGACAUGUGAUGAAGGAGCUGAUCGAGACCGAGAGGAUCUAUGUGGAGGAGCUGCUGGCAGUGCUCUUGGGCUACAGGGCUGAAAUGGACAAUCCGUCUCUUGCUCCGCUCCUGCCAACAAGUCUUUGCAACAAGAGAGAUGUGCUGUUUGGAAACUUGCCUGAUAUCUACAACUUCCAUAGCAGUGUCUUCCUGCAGGAUUUGGAAAGCUGUCUGGAGAGCCCUGAGGCAGUAGGGGCUUGCUUUCUGGAAAGGAAAGACCAUUUCCAUUUGUAUGAAUGUUACUGUCAGAACAAGCCUCGAUCUGAUUCUUUAUGGAGGCAGUUCUCGGACUGCCCAUUCUUUCAGGAGUGCCAAAAGAAGCUGGAACACAAACUUGCUCUUGACUCAUACCUGCUGAAGCCAGUCCAGCGCCUUACAAAGUAUCAACUCCUAUUAAAGGAGCUUCUGAAGUACAGCUCAGGCUGUGAGAGAGUUUCUGAGCUGCAGGGGGCGCUAGAAGCCAUGCUGGACCUGCUGAAGUCAGUCAAUGACUCAAUGCACCAGAUUGCCAUCACCGGAUAUGAGGGGGAUCUCAGCAAUCUGGGCCGCGUGCUUAUGCAAGGCUCCUUCAGUGUGUGGAUUAGUCAUAAGAAGGGUCCAACCCGCGUGAAGGAGCUGGCCCGCUUCAAGCCCAUGCAGCGACACCUGUUCCUGCAUGAGCACGCACUCCUCUUCUGCAAGCGUCGAGACGAACACGGAGAGAACGCUGACAAAACUCCCUCCUACAGCUUCAAGCACUGUCUUAAGAUGAGUGCAGUCGGCAUUACGGAGAACGUCAAAGGAGAUGUGAAGAAGUUUGAGAUCUGGUACAGUGGCAGAGAGGAAGUCUAUGUGAUACAGGCACCCACAGUGGAGGUGAAGAUCGCUUGGCUGAACGAGAUCAGAAAGAUCCUGACCAACCAGCAGAAACAGCUCAAAGAGGAGUUGUGUCACUCUGCUGCAGUCUCAGAGCAGACACAGAUGUCUCCUCCUCUCUCAGUGAGCAAACAGCAAAGAGCGUCAGUUAGCUCAGAGGGGACUGAGUCGGGCCACAGCAGUCCAGAUCCGUUCAGCUGCUCUAACCAACACCAGCUCAACAGACGCAGUGAGUGUUAAGUCAUAAAGGACUUGUUGAACUGUUAAAAGACCAAACAUGGAAUCUUGAAGUGUAUUUAUGCAUUUGCUGUGGUGUAUCUUGAAAGCAGGAAAAUAACAAGUAUGAUGAAACAAGAUUGUUUGUGGGUAAUAGUGUAUCAUUCAAACAUUAGCAUUAUUAACAUCGAUAUACACUGC